AUGUCGCACCCAGAGAACCUCCCGAGCGUCAUUGAGCGGUACCAGAAGGAGAUGCUCCGCAUCCUCGGUGUGCUUGAGAGCGUCCUCUCCAAGCAGGAGUGGCUCGUAGGUGGCAGGUGCACUGUCGCAGAUCUGAGCUUCAUCGUGUGGAAUGCGUUGAUCCUUGAUGGCACCAUCACGAAGACAUACACCCCAGCCCAGUUCGAGGAGGACUUCCCGGCAGUCUUCAGGGGCUUUCGUAUUGGCUCCAGAUGGCACCAAGCGAUGAUGAAUCGGCAGACGGUCAAGAAGAUCUACGCUAUAAGAGAGGCAUUCAAGGUCUGA
Trametes versicolor FP-101664 SS1 is the source of this 324-nucleotide messenger RNA. RefSeq lists its product as uncharacterized. Bases 1 to 324 code for a protein of 107 amino acids. The transcript is spliced from 3 exons. The record is from RefSeq and is a predicted model, not a curated record. Lineage: Eukaryota; Fungi; Basidiomycota; Agaricomycetes; Polyporales; Polyporaceae.